CGGACACAAUGAAACAGUAGCCAUCCCCUCAAUGCAUUUUUAAAAGCUCAGCAGGUGAUGGGAACAGUUAGGUCAGGACUUUGUGUUCGCAGAUGAGGUUGGCCAAGUGAUCAGCCGCAUUUGCAGAGAAAAGGAUCCUACCCCGCUAUACUUCAGUCACUAAAAAGGCCGCCGAGGCUUAUGAGGUACCACCUUAUUCCAGUCAGCUUUCCCCUGCAUGCGAAAGAACAACCCUCGUGCUCGAGUGCCUCGUCGGUCAACGCGUCAGCAUGCCUGGAGCCGACUGCGCCAAGGAAGAGGGUUCAUGCAAGGCCUUGUGUCGAAACCUGGUGUCCCAGAACGGCCUGCAGAGAGAGACAGCUGAUAUCUCGCAGUCUGUACUCUACACCUCCCUGAUGGGGCUUCUGCUGGUCGCCGACAACGAGAAGGAGCUGCUUGCAUUAGGAAGUGGAAGGGCUGGUCUUCGAAACAUUGGCAACACUUGUUUCUUGAAUGCAAUAGUCCAAUGUUUGUCUCACACUCGUGGCCUGCGGGACUACUGCCUCCUCAAGUCCUAUAGACACGACAAAUUCUCUAAGGAGGAGCCACGACUUACGGAAGCUUUCUCCCAGGUAUUGUCUGGACUCUGGAAUACAAAAGAAGAGGACACGAUUGUAAAUCCACGACAGUUUUAUAACAUUUUCAGAGAUGCUGUGCCUUACUUCAGUGGCUACAGUCAACAGGAUGCUCAGGAGUUUCUCAGAUUUCUUUUGGAAAAGCUACACACCGAAAUAAACCGCAAGCCCAACAUUAGACGGCCAUUGAAGGACCCAGAGCAAAAAUAUGCCAGAUUUAGGAUUUCUGAAGAGGCAGCUGCUACUUGGAAGAAGCACUUAGAGAAUGAUGACAGCAAAAUAGUCGAUGUGUUCUCGGGCCAGCUGCGCAGCUCGCUGCACUGCUCGGUGUGCUCCCACUACUCCAAUACAUUCGAUGUGUUCUGUGACCUGUCACUGCCUAUUCCCAAACGCUGCACAGCCGGAGAAGUGACGCUGAAGGAGUGCUUGGACUUCUUCUCCCAGGAGGAGAGGCUUGACAAGGAAAAUUCACCUAUGUGUGAGAGGUGCAACAGGCACACAGAGAGCACUAAGCGCAUGUCCAUUCAGAGGUUUCCUCAUGUUAUUGUGAUACACCUGAACCGUUUCACGACUUCACGGUGGGCGAUCGGUAAAAGCACCGCCUAUGUCUCCUUCCCAAUCACCAACCUUGACCUCGGGCCCUACGGACCCGUCGACUGUGGGCCAGUAUUGUAUGAUUUAUAUGCAAUAUGUAACCACGCUGGGACUGUCAACAUGGGUCACUACACUGCUUGUUGUUGUGAUGACAAUGGAUGGUGUUACUACAAUGACUCCAGUGUAACAUCAAUUCCUGAGACGCAGCUUCAGACCAAUCAAGCCUACGUGCUAUUUUACCAGCGCAGCGACAACGCCAUCACUACAAGGAACUAGUAUGCUUGACAGCCAAUCAGAGAUGUUUUUACCUUCAGUGACCAUAGAAACCAACACAGUCCAGCCAUGUUCUCAUUUAUGAACUUUUCUACUCCGAAAAAAUGUGUCCUCCUAAAGCCAGAUGAGAUAAAUCAAGACCACAAUGGAGUUUAUUGUGAAGAGGUGAUUUUGUCAAGGAGAAGCUGAAGCGAGUGAGUGAGAGAGAAGAAAGCUGAGAUCCACUGUGGCCUUAAGAAUAUUUAUGCCCAAGUUGUCAGACCAGAUUUUGAACACUGACGCAAAGCUCUCAUUAUGGACAAGCUCACGCUCGAUAAGCGCAACCGGCAUCCAGGACACGGAA
This is a messenger RNA of Syngnathoides biaculeatus (alligator pipefish), 1824 nucleotides long. It is a transcript of the gene usp21, whose product is annotated as ubiquitin specific peptidase 21. Lineage: Eukaryota; Metazoa; Chordata; Actinopteri; Syngnathiformes; Syngnathidae. Gene Ontology annotation, cellular component: cytoplasm. The record is from RefSeq and is a predicted model, not a curated record. Bases 270 to 1484 code for a protein of 404 amino acids. The transcript has 12 exons. Gene Ontology annotation, molecular function: cysteine-type deubiquitinase activity. Gene Ontology annotation, biological process: protein deubiquitination.